GCGACGCCUGUCUGCGGCCGAAUGGAGUAUUAUUGAGAAUGUGUGAUGUGACCCGUUGACUGUUGUUAUCGACCGAAUUACACAAUUCAACUUUAAUAAACAUAAUUAUUUUCCACAGUUACCAUAUCUUAUACGCAUUUGAUGUGAGUUUUGUUUUGAGAGUGAUAUCUUUAUAUGUUGUUUUUGUUCUUGAAUCAAACUUCGUUCAGCUAACAGGUCAGCAUAAUCAUCGUGCAAUUAAUUGAGGAUUUAGGCUAUGCACUAACGGAAAUUAAUAAAUUGUUUUGUGACAUUCGCGAAGAACUGUAUUAAGUGUUUCAGAAUAUAAACGUAGAACUAUACCAUUAAAUUUUCGAUGAAUGUAACUUCUACCAAUAGGCCUACUCUUUUUGAUAAUGUCAUCACCUAACGAUGAUUUAGAUAACAGUGCUUUGGGGUUAGAAAAAUCCGAACCUUUGAUUGAUGACUCUAGGCAUAUCAUAAACAAAACCACCAUAGGCCUACAUGAAUCCUCUGAAACCCAGCUGAGCAAUAACGCUGUUACAAACUCUGUUGAUAAAGUUAGUGCCAGUUUUAAAAGUAAAAUGAGCGAAGUAGACUCAGAUAUCAACGUUGCAGAAAAAAAUGCCUCUUCUAGUGAAGAAGCCAUGCAAUUGGAGUAUGAUAAUACCAGUGAAGAUUGUCUUAAUGAUAAUAUGACUAAUGACAAGAAAAAACUUAAUAUUAAUGAUGGAGAUGAUAAUAGUGCUGAGCCAACUGUCAGUGAAGACGACAACCUACUCUCUGAAAUUUCCAAAUUAGUUGAUCAGCAACAUGGUGACAGUGAUUCUCAGAUGGUAAGUGAAUCUGACUGUCAAGACAAUAAUGUGGAAAAGGACGAUGCAAUUGACAUGGAAAGCAACAUUGAUGAAGUAAACAAUGAUGUUGAAGGCAACAGUGAAGGUAAGUUAGAUAGUGCUCCUCAAGAUAAAGUAGGUAACACAUUAACAAGCGAAAUAAAGAAGCCGAAGGAGAGUGCUGUUCAGAGGCUAGCGAGCUUGGGUCUAAUUCCUGAGGAAAAACCUGUUGUGGAAGAUAAAGAAACAAUUCUAAAAAAACUGGCUAGUCGAGGUGGAAUUUCCAUUGUGCCAGCAGGAUCCAGGCCCUCACCAUCAAGUUCUCCAGUGUCAGUAAAACCUGUGUCUAGUAAUGUAUCACCAACCAAACAAGUAACAUCUAAGACAGGAUCUGUGAAGCCGUCAUUGUCUUUGAAAACUCCAGUGCCUGGGAAAUCUCAAAAUAUUAGCAAUCCUUCUGUAUCCAUACCUACUCCAGUGAAACCUAUUUAUAAACCUGGGCCUAAGUCUGCAAAGAAGAAAAUUAAAAUUGAUCCCGGUAAUUCUUUAGAUAUUGAAAAGGAUUUUAACUCUCUUAUAAAUAUCCUCUCUACUGGGGCUGAUGUGAGUAGCACUUCAGUUACCUCCAGUACCGGUACUACUGAAGAAAAAAGUGUAUCUGGUGAAAUUGUUUCAGAAAAAGUAAAUGAAUCUAAACUUGAAUCCCAGCUUGAAAUGAAUGAAGCAUCUAAUCAGAGUACAAACGAUGGACAUAUAAGCGGGAUGGAUGUCGAUACAAAUGACGAUAAAACCUUCGAGUCAGAAACUGAAAGUCAUGAUGACUCUAAAUUGGAUCAAUGUUCUGAAACUGAUGAGAAAGAUCCAUCCAAAAACAAGAAUAAAAAUGUUAUUGAAGAGGGCUCUGCUGAAAUACUUCUCAUAGCAGACAAAAAUGUAUUUUACAAUAAAGUUCAAGAGUUCAACAGAGACAUGAGUAUUGCAGCUCUGACAGUGUUUUCUGAGAUGCAUCAACAGGAUCCCAGGAUUCGAAACCGGGGCAAAAAGCGGAAAGCCAACGACUCAAGUGAAGCUGACUCCAACCAUGCUGAGGGGACGGAAGAGAACGUUUUUGAAGCUGGAAAAAAGGCAGAGAAUGGAAUUACCAUCCUGGAGGCUUUGUCUGCCACUGGUCUUCGCUCUAUCCGUUACGCUCGAGAGAUUCCUGGUGUCAAGGAGGUGAUCGCUAAUGACUUCAAUGAAGACGCUGUUGAAACGAUAAAGAAGAAUGUGGAGCACAACAUGGUGGAAGACAUGGUCACUACCAGCAUGAGUGAUGCGUCGCUUUUAAUGUACCAACGGAAAGAUGCACCGGAAGGGUUCGACGUCAUUGACCUGGAUCCUUACGGGUGUCCCUCGCGGUUCCUGGACGCGGCGGUACAGGCAGUGAGGGACGGAGGACUGCUGCUGGUCACUUGCACUGACAUGGCCAUCUUGGCUGGUAACUCUCCUGAGUCAUGCUACGUCAAGUAUGGUGCCGUCAGUCUACGCAUGCCUGCUUGUCACGAGAUGGGGCUGAGGAUUGCUCUGCAGUGUAUAGAAUCUCAUGCUAAUCGCUACGGCCGAUACAUCGUACCUCUGCUUUCCUUCAGUGCAGACUUCUACAUUAGACUGAUAGUACAGAUAUACACAUCACCUGUUACCUGCAAGAAAACCACAAGCAAGUUGGCGAUGGUGUAUCAGUGUGUAGGGUGUGGCACCCAUUCCUUUCAUCCGCUUGGAAGUACCUCUCAGGUUGGCCACAACUCCCAGCCAAAAUUCUCAUUAACUCAAGGCCCGCCUGUUGGUACCAAUUGCUUCCACUGCAACCACAAGCAUAAUAUGGGAGGCCCUAUAUGGACGAACCCUAUAUACAGUACAAAGUUUGUAGAAAGCAUGCUGCAAGUGUUGGAAAAGGGGAGGUUUGGAACUGCUAAGCGAAUGCAAGGAAUGCUUGAAGUUAUCAGGGAGGAGUUACAAGAUGUUCCAUUGUACUACACCAUUUCAGGGCUGUGCACAAAACUACACUGUCAGGCCAUACCUCUGAUAGAUAUCAGGUCGGCCAUUUUGAACGCUGGCUACAGAGUGUCUGCCUCCCAUGCAGCACCAACGGCCAUCAAGACAAACGCACCCUCCAAGAUCAUCUGGGACAUUAUGAGAUGUUGGGUGCAUAUGAACCCUGUAUCAGAGAAGCGUCUAGUCCCGGGGUCCGUCGCCGCAGCCAUCAUACUGGAGCCGCCCAACCUCAUAGCUAACUUUGACAUCCAUCCUCGCGCCAGGCCAAGCAGUGCCAUCCGCAAACUGGUCAGGUACCAGCAGAACCCGGAGAAGAACUGGGGACCCGGCACUCGAGCUCGGUGCAACCCACAACCAUGUGAGCUGCCGAAAUUGAGAGUUCGUAGAAGAGCCUUUUGUCAGACUAUUCCUGUCUUCUGGGGUUAUUGGAAAAGUGGGCUGUUAACUAAACUGUACCCUCUGAGAUCUUUUACUUGGGAGCAAUGCCGAAGAAACGAAGAAUGAAAAGAGGCAGAUUAACCAAAAUAAAAACAAGAAUAAAAAGCAUGUGUCAAUCAUUGAAGUUGUAACCAUAGAUGAUGAAGACGAAACAACAGAAGAAGCGAAAACAGCGGAAACGUAAACCAGACCUUGAGUUGAUAAAGAAAAGAUAAUAUGUUGUGCUUCACAGGACUUCAGUCGAGAGUAUUUAAGAGUGGAUUAUUUAAAACAAGCUAUAAAUUUUUAUUGGUUAUUUUAUACAAUUUCCUCUGUUAUUUUAUUUACCUACAGGGUAUUUUUUACAUUAGGUCCAAGAUUUAGGUAAAAUGAUUAAGAGAGAUGUUUUCAUUUAAUAUUUGGAUACUUAAUUUCUCUAAAUUAAAAUAAUUUUGGUCAAAAAACAAUCAAUUAUGCUGUGUAUUGUAGCAUUUGAUUAUUUAAAGAGAUUUCUUAGUAAUUUUUUUUUCUAGGUUUUUUUAUUGUAUACAAUUCUAAAAGAGGAAUAAGUAUCUUUCCUCUAUACUGCAAAAUUUAAAUAACUUUGCAGGACAGAUAUGUUGGAAGUUGAAUAUAAUAUUAUAUUAUGAUGUAAAUAAAGACAAUUUUUACUUAAUUCAAUAAGUACUACAGACAUGCUGUACAAAGAUGUAUAAUUGAAGUAGAGUUUUGAGUGUUAAAUAAAUGUCAU
Macrosteles quadrilineatus (aster leafhopper) is the source of this 4035-nucleotide messenger RNA. Its product is annotated as tRNA (guanine(26)-N(2))-dimethyltransferase-like. Gene Ontology annotation, cellular component: nucleus. The record is from RefSeq and is a predicted model, not a curated record. NCBI's taxonomy places the organism in Eukaryota, Metazoa, Arthropoda, Insecta, Hemiptera, Cicadellidae. The transcript has 12 exons. Gene Ontology annotation, biological process: tRNA N2-guanine methylation. The coding region runs from base 396 to 3371 and encodes 991 amino acids. Gene Ontology annotation, molecular function: RNA binding.